AAACUAAUGAAGGAGAAGUCACAACUACAGGAGAGAGUCACAUCCUUAGAGGAACAAUCCAUCAAAGAGACUAGAUCCAUUGGACAACAAUUUAAUUUAGAGGAGGAGCAGAAAAAUCCUCCAUUUUCAAGAUUCUUAAUUCUAAUUUAUCUAUUAUUCAUUUCUUUUGUGUUGACUGCAAAUUACAACUCAAAGCAAUUUAUUGCUCCAUUGCCAGGUGUAGAGAUUGAUGCUUCUAUUAAUCAAUUAGUAGCUGGUGGUAGUCACACUCAGUUACACUGGGAGGAAUAUGGUCUUACACUUGAAGUUCCACCUGAUGCUCUUCCUUGUGGUUUUAUAGCUGAAAUUGCUGCAUAUGUAAGCAAUUCUGGUCCAUAUUAUGCUGCCAGUUCAAAUACAUGGCCAACCAGUACUACAGUAUAUUGGAUAUCCAGCAGUAAAGAUUUUGUUACUCCUGUGUCGUUAAAGAUACAACUUAGCCAUGCUGUUAGGCAAAAUGUAUCAUCAGAAAUUAAAGUUUUAAUGACAGAUGUCAGAGCUACUCAAAAUGUUAUUACAAAGAUGAGCUGUUGA
Messenger RNA from Amphimedon queenslandica, 573 nucleotides. RefSeq lists its product as uncharacterized. Bases 7 to 573 code for a protein of 188 amino acids. The record is from RefSeq and is a predicted model, not a curated record. Lineage: Eukaryota; Metazoa; Porifera; Demospongiae; Haplosclerida; Niphatidae. The transcript has 4 exons.